GUCAUCUUCUUUUUUCUUGAGAUCUGUUUUUUUCAGUUUUUCUACUGCAACUUCUUUGUUUGAUCCAAUGGCGAUUCCAGUGAUUGACUUUUCAAAGCUUGAUGAUGGAGAGGAGAGGAGUAAGACAUUGUCUCAGAUCGCAAAUGGGUGCGAGGAAUGGGGAUUCUUCCAGCUGGUGAACCAUGGGAUCUCGGAGGAGCUCUUGGAGAGGGUCAAGAAGGUGUGUUCUGAGUGCUACAAGCUGGAAAGAGAAGAAACUUUCAAGAACUCAAAGCCUGUGAAGAUGUUGAAUGACUUGGUCGAAGGGAAGAGCAAUGAGAAGUUGGAGAAUGUGGACUGGGAAGAUGUCUUCACUCUUCUAGAUGACCAAGACUGGCCAUCCGAAUCACUCGAAUUCAAGGAAACCAUGGCUGAAUACCGAUAUGAAUUGAAGAAAUUGGCUGAGAAAUUGAUGGAAGUAAUGGAUGAGAAUCUAGGGUUACCCAAAGGUUACAUUAAGAAAGCACUCAAUGGUGAAGAUAAGGCCUUCUUUGGGACCAAGGUCAGCCAUUACCCACCUUGCCCUCAUCCUGAGCUUGUGAAUGGCCUUCGCGCCCACACAGAUGCUGGAGGUGUUAUCCUACUCUUCCAGGAUGACAAGGUGAAAGGCCUUCAAAUCCUCAAGAAUGGAGAAUGGAUUGAUGUGCAAGCAAUGCCAAAUUCAAUUGUCAUCAACACAGGAGAUCAGAUUGAGGUCCUGAGUAAUGGGUUAUAUAAGAGUGUCUGGCAUCGUGUAUUGGCCACCCCAGAUGGUAACAGAAGAUCCAUAGCAUCUUUCUAUAACCCUUCUUUUAAGGCAACCAUAGCUCCUGCACCUGAACUAAUCAAACCUGAAGUGACAAAAGAAGUUGCCCAAGUUGCUUACCCAGAGUUUGUUUUUGGUGAUUAUAUGUCUGUUUAUGCUGAACAGAAGUUCCUUCCCAAGGGACCAAGGUUCCAAGCUGUUGGACUUCUUGCUGGGGCCAUGUAA
Molecule: messenger RNA, 1009 nt
Organism: Telopea speciosissima
Lineage: Eukaryota; Viridiplantae; Streptophyta; Magnoliopsida; Proteales; Proteaceae
Product: 1-aminocyclopropane-1-carboxylate oxidase 5-like
Exons: 3
Coding region: 68-1009 (313 amino acids)
Molecular function (GO): dioxygenase activity
Source: RefSeq, a predicted model, not a curated record